GCUGCAUUCGGCUGUUUGUGUAUGUUAGGUUACCGAACGGGGGUGUAUAACCGCGCUAUCGUUAUCGCCGCUCUCGGUUGGCUCGGCGCUGAACUGUGUGCCGUGCUCACUGCUGGCAACCCCGAGUCACCGGUCGGUAGUCAUCAGCACUCUUCCAACCUGCAACAAGAGCCAUGCGAGCCCCUCUGUCUUGAUGCGCGAACUCUCCCGACACGGCGACGACGGCAGCGACACAGCAAAGAAUGGCUGUUUGUUAUACAUGCCGAACGGCGCUCCGGCGCAACAUCGACAUCCUCCAGAAGUUGCGGCACCGCCGGGCGCAAUCCACCAACAGCGACUCGACUAAGCCGAACAAGACCGCGCGGCUGCCCGAACAGGUGCCGACACCCAACAACGUUCCGACACUCAACUUCUGGCAGAGGCUGGGGCCAUUGACAAGGGCGGCUCAGGCGUAUGCGCGGGCGCAGCGUAAGAGGCCAUAUGUAACGCAGGUGUGCACCUCGCUGUUCAUCUACCUGUGCUCCGACAUCUCGGCGCAGAGUAUGAACGGGAAGGACUACGACCCGAUCCGAACAGCGCGCUCGUUGUUGAUAGGUUCAAUAUCGUCGAUACCAAGCUACAAAUGGUUCGUCUGGCUCUCAGACAACUUCAACUACCCGUCGCGCACCUUGUCAAUAGCCGCCAAGGUCAUCAUCAACCAAAUCUGCUUCACACCGGUCUUCAACACGUAUUUCUUCGGCAUGCAGGCGUUGCUGUCCGGCGCUAACCUGGCCGAGACAUGGGAGCGCAUCAGGCAGACAGUCCCUGUCAGCUGCCUCAACUCGUGCAAGCUGUGGCCGGCCGUCACAGCAUUCAGUUUCGCGUUCCUCCCGCUCGAGUAUCGGCCGGUGUUUGGAGGGGUUAUUGCGGUCGGAUGGCAGACGUAUCUCAGCUACCUCAAUCGGUUGGCGGAACGGCGCAUUGCAAGGCAGGCCGAGGGGUCCCUUGAGCCUGCGUCAGAAGAGGAGAAGAUGGCGGGCACCGCAUCUCCAACCCGACAAUCUCUAGCAGCCGCAUUCCGACCCAUUAUCCGCCCCCAAGCUAGACUGGGCAAUCACGUCCCCCGCCGCCUCGCCUCGACAUCCUCCCAGCAAUCUCCCUCCACAGCGCGCACGAUAUUAGUAACCAGCGCCCUCGCCGCCGCCGCGGGCUUAACCUACUACUAUGUCACGGAUACACGCGCCUCCUUCCACCAGUGGCUCGUCCCCCGCGUCCUGCGCGUCCUCUUCCCCGACGCCGAAGACGCCCACCACGCCGGCACCGCCGCCCUCAAAACCCUCUACUCGCUCGGCCUGCACCCGCGCGAGCGCCCCUCCGCCCUGCCAGCCGACUACUCCCCCUCAUCCCACUCCAACCCGCUCGCGGUAACAGUCUUCGGCACGACCCUUGCCAACCCAAUUGGCAUAUCGGCGGGGCUGGACAAGGACGCCGAGAUCCCUGACCCGCUGUUCGCCCUCGGCGCCGGCGUCGUCGAGGUCGGCGGCUGCACGCCCCUGCCGCAAGAGGGAAACCCGCGCCCACGUGUGUUCCGCAUUCCGGCCGUGGACGGCAUGGUCAACCGGUACGGGCUCAACUCGCGCGGCGCUGACGCCAUGGCUGCGCGAUUACGGGAGAGGCUGAGGAAAUUUGCGCGGCGGUGGGGGUUGACGGAGAGGGAGGUGCUGGAUGGGAAGGGUGGGGUACCGCCGGGCAGCCUGGCGCCGGGGCGAUUGCUGUGCGUGCAGAUUGCCAAAAAUAAGAAGACGGAUGAGAAGGAUAUUGAGGCGGUCAUACGGGAUCAUGUCUACUGCGUGAAGCGGCUGGCGCCAUACGCGGAUGUGCUGGUUGUCAAUGUCAGCAGCCCGAAUACGCCGGGGUUGAGGGAUUUGCAGGCUGCCGGCCCGCUGGCCAGGUUGUUGGGAGCAGUGGUUGACGAGGCGAAGAAGACUGACAAGAAAGUCAAGCCGAGAGUGAUGGUCAAGGUCUCGCCGGAUGAGGAUGAUGAUACUCAAAUGGAAGGGGUUGUGCAAGCCGUGUGGAUGAGCGGCGUGGAUGGUGUGAUUGUGGGAAACACGACGAAGCGGCGGACGGGGCUGGUCAAGGAGGGAGUGCGGCUGACAUGCAAGGAGCAGAAAGCGCUGGCAGAGGACGGCGGCUUCUCUGGGCCGGCCAUGUUCGACCGGACGCUGAGCCUGGUUGGACGCUACCGCAAGAUGCUCGACAACUACUCACUCGAAGCUGUCGGUGUCGACGAUGCAUUUUCGGGCCAGAAGGUCAUCUUUGCGACUGGCGGAAUUACGAACGGAGAUCAGGCUCUCAGGGUCCUGAAUGCUGGCGCUAGUGUGGCUAUGGUUUACACAGGGCUGGUCUACGGCGGCUCUGGCACCAUAACCCGGAUCAAGAAGGAUAUGAGCAAAAAGCUCGCCAUCGAGGAAGCGUGAUGUCCUGGUUUCACUGUACUGUAUAUAUCGAAUGCCUCGUUCGGCUGCCGGUCCCAGGUACGCCAGCAGGUUGCCCCAAGGAAUGGACAAGUCGCACACACUUCAAUG
Parathielavia appendiculata is the source of this 2567-nucleotide messenger RNA. Its product is annotated as FMN-linked oxidoreductase. Gene Ontology annotation, cellular component: mitochondrial inner membrane; cytoplasm. The coding region runs from base 243 to 2459 and encodes 738 amino acids. The record is from RefSeq and is a predicted model, not a curated record. Gene Ontology annotation, biological process: 'de novo' pyrimidine nucleobase biosynthetic process; pyrimidine ribonucleotide biosynthetic process. NCBI's taxonomy places the organism in Eukaryota, Fungi, Ascomycota, Sordariomycetes, Sordariales, Chaetomiaceae. The transcript has 4 exons. Gene Ontology annotation, molecular function: dihydroorotate dehydrogenase activity.